GAGAAAAAGUCGAAAGAUAAAACAUAUAUCUGACACACGCCAUUCGAACUUUUCAACAGUAUCAGUCGAUUUUCAACUUCCGGCAGUCAUGGGCUUCUGUAUGAGUAAAAAACUGUCUCGCGACAUUACCACGAAUAAAACUGUCAAAACCAAAAGUUCAACGAUGCCUAUCGAUUUCUACUAUUUACCACUGAGCCCACCGUGUCGAGCAGCGAUGCUGCUGGCCAAGGCCGUCGGUGUCCAUUUGAACUUAAAAACAGUUGACGUAUUAAAGGGAGAGCAAAUGUCACCGGAAUUUUUAAAGAUAAAUCCUCAACAUACAAUACCAACCCUUAAUGACAAUGGUUUCGUAUUAUGGGAAAGCCGUUGCAUUAUGGGUUAUCUCGUGGACAAAUAUGCCAAGGAUGAUUCGUUAUAUCCAAAAGAUCCACGCGCACGCGCAAUCGUAGAUCAACGAUUGUACUUCGACAUUGGAACUCUAAACGAAUCACUCACGAAAUGUUACUAUCCAGUUUUAACGGGGAAAACCAAAGUUAUCGACGAGGAAAAUAUAAAGGAUUUGGAGAAUGCCUUCGAGACUCUCGACAUGUUUCUGGAUGGCAGACGGUUUGCCGCCUCUGUCAAUUUGACGAUCGCUGACUUCAGCAUCGUGGUAACAGUCAGCACAGCGGAAAGUUUUGGUUUUGACGUCGGUCGAUACGACAACGUUGCGGCCUGGUAUGAAAAUUGUAAAAAAGCUCUCGAGCGAUUCGACUACGAGGAGAUCAAUGCGAAGAGUGCGAAAAAGUUUGGCGACAUCUACAAGAGUCGGCUGGAGAAAAUGCCCAUCGACCUAUAUCACGUACCCGGAAGUGCACCAUGUCGGACUGUAAGACUGGUGGCUGCUGCUGUGGGCGUCGACUUGAACCUGAAGUUCCUGGAUUUGAUGAACGGCGAGCACCUAAAGCCUGAAUUUAUCAAGAUGAAUCCGCAGCACACAAUUCCUACGAUAGACGACAAUGGCUUUUAUCUUUGGGAAAGCCGAGCGAUUUUGGGCUAUUUGGUCGACCAAUAUGGCAAGGAUGACUCACUCUAUCCAAAGGACCCUAAGAAGCGUGCAAUGGUAAAUCAAAGACUGUUCUUUGAUAUAGGCACCCUGUACCAGGUUAUCGUCGAUGCUAUUUACCCCACGAUUUUCGGUGGUGCACCAAAGGAUUCUGCUCUGUCUCAAAAGAUCGACAAACCCAUGGAAUUCCUGGAAAUAUUUUUGGAAGGCCAAAAUUAUGUUGCUGGAGACAAAUUGACUAUUGCAGAUAUUGCGCUGAUUGUCACUGUUUCAAAUUUCGAAGUAGUCAAUUACGAUUACAACAAAUUCAAAAACAUCAGCCGUUGGUUCGCCAGAGUCAAGGCUGAGAUUCCAAAGUAUGAAGAGAUCAAUGGCGAAGGCUUGAGAGCAUUCAAAGCACUUGCCGAGAGUUUAUCCAAGAAGAUCAUGAAUUUGGAUUUUUAUUACGCCCCUACCAGCUCACCUUGCCGUGCCGUUAUGCUGACUGCUGAAGCCAUCGGAGUGACUUUGAAUUUAAAGAGCAUUGAUGUGAUGGCUGGGGAACACCUUAAUUCGAAAUACGAGCAAAUAAAUCCACAAAAAACUGUUCCAUGUUUGGUGGACGGUGAUUUGACAUUGACAGAAAGUCGUGCUAUAAUGGCAUAUUUGGUCGACCAGUAUGGAAAAAAUACCAGACUCUAUCCGAAAAUGGUAAACAGUCGUGCGUUAGUCAAUCAAAGACUGUAUUUUGAUAUUGGUACGUUUCACAAAGCAAUGGCAGCUUGUUACUAUCCGAUAUUAUUUGGAAAAUGGAAAACGUAUCAGUCCGAGCAUUACGACAAUUUGAAAAAGGCUUUUGAAAUUUUGGAUAAAUUUCUCGAGGGUCAGGAUUACGUAGCAGGACGCAGCUUAACGAUAGCUGAUCUUUCUUUAGUGGCAUCCGUUACCACUGCAGAGGCUUUCGGUUUUGAUUUUGCAAAAUUCAGAAACGUCACAAGAUGGUUGAAGAAGGUGAAGACCUUUGCUCCUGGAUACCGCAAGGCUAAUGGAGAAGGAGCCGAAUCAAUGAAGAAGCUGAUCGAACGAGUCAUGACACAAAUAGACGAGUUAUAGCCACUAGCGGUUCUGCGCAUUUGGACGGUCAAUUCACUGGACCGUCUCUACUCUGAUUGGCUGACCACUCGCUGCCGCUAUGUUCUUAUGUUUUAACCGUCACAUCGCUUGUUUCCGAACUAGAUUUGACGUUCGUCGUUCGUCGCGACAGGCAACUUGCAUCACGUGCAAUAAAAGGAUCUAAAAUUA
Molecule: messenger RNA, 2326 nt
Organism: Cephus cinctus (wheat stem sawfly)
Lineage: Eukaryota; Metazoa; Arthropoda; Insecta; Hymenoptera; Cephidae
Exons: 16
Coding region: 89-2137 (682 amino acids)
Biological process (GO): glutathione metabolic process
Molecular function (GO): glutathione transferase activity
Source: RefSeq, a predicted model, not a curated record